Molecule: messenger RNA, 1436 nt
Organism: Triticum dicoccoides
Lineage: Eukaryota; Viridiplantae; Streptophyta; Magnoliopsida; Poales; Poaceae
Product: glucan endo-1,3-beta-glucosidase 5-like
Exons: 3
Coding region: 1-1083 (360 amino acids)
Biological process (GO): carbohydrate metabolic process
Molecular function (GO): hydrolase activity, hydrolyzing O-glycosyl compounds
Source: RefSeq, a predicted model, not a curated record
AUGGAAUCUCUACUACUUAAAAAGAACGUAAGGUUCCCAUUUCAUCUUUCUUCCGACCACCUCCUCGUCCAACCUUUCAUGUAUAUGAUAUCAAUCACCUUAAUUUACUUGCCUUCUGAAUCAAUUCUACUUCAGUUUACUUACCAAACUUCUAAUCAAAAUAUAAGCGCGCAUACACGUCCAAACGAGCUGCUCGCCACCGUCGCCCGGGACGUCGCCGCCGCCGAGCAGUGGGUGCAGCACAACGUCUCGCACUACGUCUCCGACUACGGCGUCGACAUCCGGUUCGUGGCCGUGGGCAACGAGCCGUUCCUCAAGUCGUACAAGGGCCAGUUCGAGGCGGCCACGCUCCCGGCGGUGCGCAACGUGCAGGCGGCGCUCGUCAAGGCCGGCCUGGCCCGCCAGGUGCGCGUCACCGUCCCGCUCAACGCCGACGUCUACGAGUCGCUCGACGGCCGCCCCUCCUCCGGCGACUUCCGCCCGGACAUCACCACCCUCAUGACCAGCCUCGUCCGCUUCCUCCUCGACAGCGGCGGCGUGCUCGCCAUCAACAUCUACCCCUUCCUCUCCAUGGACGCCGACGCCAACUUCCCGCGCGACUACGCCUUCUUCCCGGCCCCCGGGGCGCCCCCCUCGCAGGCCAGCGUCCAGGACGGCAGCGUGCUCUACACCAACGUCUUCGACGCCAACUACGACACCCUCGUCGCCGCGCUCGACAAGCACAGCCUCGGAAACAUCACCGUCGUCGUCGGCGAGAUCGGCUGGCCCACCGACGGCGACGCCAACGCCAACGCCGCCGGCGCGCAGAAGUUCAACCAGGGCCUCUUCGACCGCAUCGUCGCCGGCAAGGGCACCCCGCGCCGGCCCCAGAUGCCCGACGUCUACGUCUUCGCGCUGCUGGACGAGGACGCCAAGAGCGUCGACCCCGGCAACUUCGAGCGCCACUGGGGCGUCUUCAACUACGACGGCUCGCCCAAGUACUGCGGCUGUUGCGGUUUGGCGGCGGUGCGAUCCGGGUCGUGGAUGUCCUUGUUGUGCGGCGUGGAUCAGGUUCGUGGUGGUGGACGACGGCUGGCGCAUUGAUACGAGGGGCUGACUCGGUCCGUGUUGGUCUCCUUUGCGUUGUGCUUCUCAUGUCUGAUGCUUUUUCAUGGCAUCGGUCCGAGUUGGGCUCCUCGGGUGUUGUCGUGCCGUCAGUUGGAUCGGCUCUAGAGACCAUGGGCAUGGCGUCGUUCGAGCUUGCCCGGCGGUGGCUGUCGGCAGUCACUGGGUUGUGUUCCCACGAUACACCGGAAACGGCAGGUGUAGGCGCCAAGGUUUUGGAUCCCAAGUGGACCUUUUUUCUCGAGGGGCACCUGAAUUUACGAUUACCACGGUAACCGUGAAGUUCCGGACGGAAUUUAUAAUCAAAUUUUGAAUUCAAUUUUUUUAAAUCG